UGUCGGAGACAUUGCACGCAUCUCUCCAAUGGCCCCUGGCUUCCGAGAUCGUACGUCGGAGUUCCGAUCUCUCUCUCAAACUCUGAAGAAGGUUGAGGGACUCUCUUUGCCUAAUCAAGCUGAAGAUGCUCCUUCCACAUCGAAACAGUAUACUCCCGUGUCCUAUUCUAGAUCUGAAUUCAACAGAAAGGCCUCUCGAAUCGGGUUGGGUAUCCAUGAAACCUCCCAGAAGAUUUCGAGGCUUGCUCAAUUGGCAAAGAAGUCAUCCAUGUUUAAUGACCCCACUGUGGAAAUACAAGAAUUAACGGCUGUUAUUAAGAAUGACAUCACGGCAUUGAAUUCAGCUCUUUCAGAUUUGCAAACGAUUCAAAACAUGGAAACAGCUGAUGGAAAUUAUUCGGACGAUAGAAUUGUUCAUUCAACAGCUGUUUGUGAUGACCUAAAGGGUAAACUUAUGGGGGCAACUAAGCAGUUUCAAGAUGUGCUAACUACUAGGACAGAGAAUAUCAAAGCUCAUGAGAAUAGGAAGCAGAUAUUUUCCAAGAAAGCAUCUAGGGACAAUCCUUUCCAGCAUCGACCAAAGGGAGUGACUGAGCCACCCCCUUGGUCAAUUUCAUUAAAUGCACCUGAAAGUUCGCAGCAAACAUCAGCAUCCCUUUCAAAUGAAGUUACACCGAGCAAUCAAUUAAGACGGAGGUUAGCUGCUGACAACACUCCAUCCCAGCAAAUGGAAAUGUCUAUGAUGCAGCAAGUUGUCUCGAGACAAGAAAGUUUUAGUCAGAGUCGUGCUACUGCUCUGCACAGUGUGGAAUCUACUAUCACAGAACUUAGUGGGAUCUUCACUCAUUUGGCCACAAUGGUUGCUCAUCAAGGGGAGUUAGCUAUCAGGAUUGACGACAACAUGGAUGAGUCAUUGGCAAAUGUUGAAGGAGCUCACAGUUCUUUAUUGAAGCAUCUCAGGCAAAUAUCAUCGAAUAGGUGGCUUCUGAUCAAGAUAUUUGCUAUUCUGAUACUUUUUCUGCUAAUAUUCAUGUUCUUCGUGGCCUAAAUAACUCGUGUUUAUCCAAUCGCACAAGCGUUGGUGGUGGCUUAUUUGGAUUUGUUUGUUUUCCUCCAUCUAGCGAGGCAAAAAUGGUAAGGGAGCCAAAUGAAGAGUUAUACGUGUAACAGAUGGGUUUUUUUUUUUCCCCCCCUUCACAAGUUGAGAGGGCGCCACUGAUCUGUAAAGAUUUGCAUUCCCAGAUUCUGUCGUUUGGGAUGGCGAUAUAUACACCAAAACUCAUAGUCGAAUGCAGAUUAUGCAAGCUAAGUUAAAAAUGUUACGAGUGCUGGGUAUGGUGAAUUGAUGAUGCGAAAGGACCCUGAUUGUUUUACCUUGGGUAAAAGACGGAGAAAGACGGUAGUAUGUUUUAUCAAUAUGAUCAUAGCGCACGUAUUGCCGAUGCAUGCUAGUUAUCGUAUUGGUGGCUA
Molecule: messenger RNA, 1470 nt
Organism: Neltuma alba
Lineage: Eukaryota; Viridiplantae; Streptophyta; Magnoliopsida; Fabales; Fabaceae
Product: syntaxin-31
Exons: 6
Coding region: 29-1048 (339 amino acids)
Biological process (GO): endoplasmic reticulum to Golgi vesicle-mediated transport; intracellular protein transport; vesicle fusion
Cellular component (GO): endomembrane system; SNARE complex; Golgi membrane
Molecular function (GO): SNAP receptor activity; SNARE binding
Source: RefSeq, a predicted model, not a curated record